Messenger RNA from Cinara cedri, 2612 nucleotides. The record is from the annotation of a GenBank genome assembly. NCBI's taxonomy places the organism in Eukaryota, Metazoa, Arthropoda, Insecta, Hemiptera, Aphididae.
AUGAAUACGUUCGCGUGCACGUUCGCCGGUUGUGGAAAAGUUUUUGAUGCAAAAAAUAAUUUGACCCGUCACGCUAAAACUCACGAUAAUAUAAAAAUUCAAUGCGCUCUGUGUCCGAAAUUAUUUACGCGUAAAGAUAACCUCGAUAUACACGUUAGAAUUGUCCACGUUGGUGGAAGAGUCGCCCCACCGACUAUUGCCCCGCAAGCAGGACCCUCAAAUGCCGUCGCCGGGCCAUUUAAUAUUAUUCCGCAAGCCGGGUCUUCAACUUCUACAACGGCAUGGACCACAGACGAGGAAAAUGACACGUUAUUGGCAGAUGUACGUCAAGCCAUCAAUGAUAUAGAGGGAUUCGACAACGAAGGUAAGAUUUCUUUUAUUAUGGCACACCAUACAGCGAGGGAAUUAAUUUAGGGUUUUUCUUUCUGUUUCCCUGUAGGUAGGAAACGUACGUGCAGAGAGGAUACCGCCGCGAAAGUGAAAAAAACAAGGAUGGACUUAGUAAAUACCCCGGGAUUUAUAGAAAUCGAAUCGUCUUUUUCCCGCAAAAUCGUGUGGUACUACACCAAAAAUAUCCGAAAUAUCACCACCUACAAAAAAUUUCUCCUUUUAAUGAAACCCGCACUAAUUCUUCUUCUCAAGUCAUUAACAGAAAACAAUCCGAUUAAAUUUAAUUUGAAGCUGGAAGCCACGUACUUCAAACCGCAAGUUGAAAAUUCCACCGAGAAUAGAGCGUUCAAGACCUCAGCCAGGGAAAUUUUCUUUAAUAGUGAAAUAGAAGACGUCGUAGAAGAAAAAUUUUCAAAAUCACCAAAAGAAGAAGAUAUAUAUCAAGGACGGGGUAGCGGCUUUUCGUUACAGAGUAUNGAAGCUGGAAGCCACGUACUUCAAACCGCAAGUUGAAAAUUCCACCGAGAAUAGAGCGUUCAAGACCUCAGCCAGGGAAAUUUUCUUUGAUAGUGAAAUAGAAGACGUCGUAGAAGAAAAAUUUGCAAAAUUACUAAAAGAAGAAGAUAUAUAUCAAGGACGGGGUAGCGGCUUUUCGUUACAGAGUAUCGACGGCGUUUUAUUAGGUGUUUAUAAAUAUACACCUAUGGGAGGCUCUUCAUAUAUUCCACUACCCGCAGGCAUAAAACAUAAACGAGCCGUAAUCAAUCCACAAAAUACUGACGAAGAAUGUUUUAAAUGGGCGAUUUUGGCGAAACACGUUACGGAUAUAAACAGAGAGCGAGUAAACGAAAAGUAUAGAGAACACGAGGACAAAUAUAAUUUUAAUAAUUUAUAUUUCCCGACACCGCUUACGGAAAUUAAAAAUUUUGAAAAAAAUAAUUCGAACGUAUCCGUAAAUGUUUACGGAUUGAAAAAGGAAAAAAAAAACAAAAAAACUGUACAUACCGUGUUUCCACUAAAAGUAGUAGACGAGGAGAAGAUGGACCAUUUCGAUAUCAUAUUAAUUGUAGAAGAAGGCAAAUUCCAUUAUACAUACAUAUCAAAUUUUUCCCGUCUCGUCAGUGCGCAGAAAACUGCACACGAACAUGCGUUAAUAUUUUGCAAACGGUGCUUUACGUCUUUCGAUGACAGACCUAGGAUGAAAUUGAACGGGCAGGCGGCGCUCGAUCAACAUAACAAAAUAUGCGGGGAGCAUAAACCAAUUUUGCCCGUCAUGCCCGAACCCGGUUCCACAUUGAAAUUUGAAGCGUGGGGGAAAACUCAGAGGCACCCCAUCGUCAUCUAUGCGGAUUUCGAAGCGAUAUUGGAGAAGACGGACGAGAAGAAAGGAAGCAGUACUACCAUUAUCCAUAAUCAUAGAGCGAUGAGUUACGGGAUUUAUGUGAAGGCGGAAGACGACGUAACCAGAGAGUUGCUGGAAGAAUUUGACAUACCUACCGACCCGAUUAUAUACAGAGGAAUAGAAGACGAAGCGGAAGUGGCGAAACAUUUUGUAGGACAGAUUGUCGAGUUGAGUUUACGUAUAGAAAAAUUAUUGAAGACUAAUAAACCGAUUAUUAUGACUACGGAGAAUGAACAUAGUCAUGUUACGCGUCGGCAGUGCGAUUUGUGUGACGGCGGCUUUUCAGCCGCGAACCCGAAAGUCGCCGACCACAACCACUUGUCGGGCAAAUUUAGACAGACCCUUUGUAAUACUUGUAAUCUUAAAUUGCAAGUACCUAAAUUUGUCCCGUGCUACUUACACAAUCUUUCAAAUUAUGACUCGCAUUUCAUCAUCACGGAGCUGGGGUAUGACGCGGAGACGAUUUCCGUCAUACCCAACAGCGAAGACAAAUUUAUAUCGUUCUCCAAGUACGUGAGUAAUACAUUCACCGUACGAUUUAUAGAUACUUUUCGUUUUAUGGCAUCGAGUCUCGCGUCUCUAGCAUCGAACCUCGUAACGUCGGAUUUCGGUAAAUUCAGAGAAACUCGUAAGGUAUUUAACGUCGAGGAUAUGCCGCUAGUAUCGAGAAAAGGAGUGUACCCGUACGAGUACACUGACAGUUGGGACAAGUUGGAAGAAGACAGUUUACCGGAGAAAAUAUAUAAAAAAAACUAAUGACGUUUAAGUGGUCAAUCAAUGAAUUUUAAAAUACCAAAUAUAAGAUAAUUAUAUUUCUAAG